Tilletiaria anomala UBC 951 is the source of this 2729-nucleotide messenger RNA. RefSeq lists its product as uncharacterized. The coding region runs from base 114 to 2669 and encodes 851 amino acids. Lineage: Eukaryota; Fungi; Basidiomycota; Exobasidiomycetes; Georgefischeriales; Tilletiariaceae. The transcript has a single exon. The record is from RefSeq and is a predicted model, not a curated record.
GACCACGAAGCUCUUGUGAUGCAUCUCGGGUAUAAAUUGCCACUUUUGAAGUACAGCACAGACUCGGCUGCGCCGUCUUGUGUAUACCUUCCCGUCUGCACUCUCGGCUCAGCAUGGCUGUGCGGUGCUUUGCCAGGCGGGCACUUACUCCGGCCCGCAAACCCGUCCAGAGGGCCGCCGGACGAGUCCCCGAUGUGAUUAAUUUCACGUCGCCUUCGCCGCCAGUCCGCUCCUUUUCUGCUGCCUCUGCUUGGGGCAAGCAAAAAGCACCUGAAGCCGAAGGAACGGACGAGGUUCAGCCAUGGUGGGAGUCGAGCUCAGGAUUCUUCUCGGCUUCACGCUUCGAUCCGCGGCAGCCCACCGGGGGCAACUUUCAUCAUUCACACGACUUGGCUGCAAGCACGAGCACCGUUGGAGCGGAUGCUUCGAGUGUUCCAAGUACAACUUACGGACCAAAGAUUGCAGCGCUACUUCAAGCAAUAUAUGCGGCGGGUCCUCAGAAGCCACCAGCUGACAAGGUCUGGGAUCUGUACUUAGCUCUGAGCGAGGGAGGAGAUGCAGCGCCGGCAGCACCGGCCACAGGCAGCUCAACCCUUCCCCUCACAGGUGAUCAGAGCGCUUCUGAAAAUUUCAACACUUCUCUCUUCGUACAUCUCGCUGGUGUGCACCAUCAGCAAGUGUUAAGAGCCAUCGCGCCAGAAGAGUCUGCCAACGGACCCCAGGGAUCACAGGUGGAGCUUCAGACUUUCAUCGAUCGAGCAUGGUACAUCUUUGGUCAGAUGCGUCAGCACUCCAUCAGCUCGUCCAUCGGCUCCUUUUUCGCCAAGUCAUUCGACAGCCCGGAAAGUACAAGGUUUGCCAAGGCUGGUCAGCUUCCUGCAACGUCCGACUACAAUUUCCUCCUGGGCAAAGCUGCUUCGCAAGGCCGUCUAAAUGUCCUAUUGGCCAUUUGGCAGGAUAUGCAGUCGCGAACCUCUUUAUCAGCGCGAGGGCAAGAGGCACAAUUGAGAACUCCUGCAGCCCAGCCAGAUAGGUGGACAUUUGAGCUGCUCAUGCAGGGGCUAUUUCGACACACAAAGGCUCAACUCGCCCGCAUCUAUCAACAGGACUCGGGGCCAAGAGCACCGAACGGUGACUCGAGAUCCCCUUGGCCGAAGAAUAGGCCGACGCUACAAUCUGUGAAGAACAAGGCUGUGGAGGCUGCCCUUCUUACCUCGCAAGGGAGGCAAGGCAGCUCAGAUGUAGCGAUCAAGGCGAGGCGCGCAUCAUUACUCGCCGCGGAGAGAUGCUUCAGUCUCAUUCACAGUAUGCAGGCGCAGUCCAUCGACGCAACGACAUUGACGCUGGACAUGGCUGCUAGAAUGUUGCGCUUGGCAGGGGACAUGCCGGCAUUCAAGCGGCUGCUAAAGGACUUUUUCGCGCUCGAUUUGUCGAAUCCGGAUGGCGCGACUCGUCUGGUGACGACAGCGCGGCCUCCCAAUGUGCACACGCUCAACACGAUCCUCAUGGCUCUGGGUGAAUUCGGGACCGUGCCCCAGAUGAUUGUGGCGUACGAGACCAUCUCGCGGCCUUUACUUGCUUCAACCACAGAUUCUACCGGGUUACCAGCAGCAGCAUCGUGGGGGCAGGAGGACGAUGGGAUCCUCGGCGACGAUGGGACUGUUGCUGCUGUCACAGCAAUUGCGGACGCAGGUGGGCAAGCGUCCGGCAGGCUUUUCCAGCUAGACUGGAGUGCUCUGUCUCGCAAAGAUGCAAGCGCCCCCGAAGCAAGCACCCUCCAGUUCUCGCCUUUGCAGUCAUCUUCACCUGUCACCCCGUAUGCGUCGCCGCGACAGAUCCAUCCCAUUACCAAGACAUUCAGCACGAUGAUCCGACAUGCCCUGACGCCAAUGGAUAUCGAGCGUGUCGCCAUGUUCAACAUUGGCAGCGGCGAGCGCUCGUCGCACAAGCAUGCACUCCGUGCCGCUGCCGAAGAGCAAAGGCGGCGGUCCGCGGGUGACUAUCUGCUCCUGGUGAAGAGUCUUCUGCGCGAAGUCAUCGAUCUAGUUCGUGAUGCGACGAACAGGAUUGAACGCCACGUUGCAGAUUGCACCACUGCCGCUCCUGCGACGACUUCGUCGCUGAAUCCCGAGGUUCUUGCGCAACACCUCCUGCCUGCUACCGAGAUGCUUGCUCCUGUCUUUUCUUUUGCGUCACGGACUCAGUCGCGAGGAAUACUUUCAUGGCUGGAGAACUUUGCUCAGACUGCCUUGCACACCGUUCGGGAGCAAGCGGACGUUCUCCAGGCGGCUCGCCACUCGCUGCUCUCCAACGCUAGCACUAGUGCGUCGACCCCAGGCGCGACAGCGACCUCCGCGUUCCUGGCAGGAAUUGAAGUGCAGCUGUCACACCUGCAGCGAACGGAGGACGACCUCGUUCUGAUGAUCGAUAAGCGCAUCCGGCCACGACUCAUCUCGCUAGCAGCCAAACGGAGGCGUGGCAUGCUGCGGCGCGCCGAGCGCAGACUUGCGACCGAGGCAGAGCAGCGUGCGCGUGCUGCAGAGGAGGCGCGCUUGGCAGAAGAAGAGAAAAGGCAGCAGACAAUCGCAAAAGAACAGCGAAAAGCCGCGGCUCGAAAUGCCGCACCCGUGGAAUACGCGGCUGAGGUGCAUUUUGCUCCUGCCGGGUAAUCUCAUGAUUGUAGCGUAGAUGACCGCGUUUCAUGUAGCAAUCCUACCUUAUCAAAAGUG